AUGGACUCUGCGCCGACCAUCCAGACUGCGCUCUUCACGUCUGCCGAGCUGCUUUCACAGCCAUGGCUUUCCGAUCUGACUCGGAUGAUCAACGCCAGCUAUCUAGUUAUGCACACAGAGAAAAUUCAAUUCUCACAAGACAAAAUCAGAUUGUUCUCCGAUUCUGAACUCACGGAAGAACUUGGUUCUGAUGGCUUCACCGCAGUUGCAUUCGCGUCCAGUAGUCCCGACUCUCUCGAAGUGGUCGGCACGGCCAGCAUGAAGCCAUGGAAAGACGAUGGACUGUGGGAAUCCCAUGAUUAUGAAGAUUUCAGCGACGAAUCAAGUGAAGAUGUGGUCAAUGCCAAAGUGGACCAGAUCUUCCAAAAACAUGCCUGUCCUGGGGACUAUGAGCUCGCGGUCGUGGCCAUUCCGCCCGAUGCUCGAUUCCGCGGGAGAGGAAUGGCAGGACGUCUGGUGAAAGUUUGCGAAGACGAACUUUUACGCCGUCGAAGCGAGAAUGGGAAGGGAAGUGUUCCAGCGCGGAUUAUGAUCCGAGUGGCUAAAGAGAACUCCGGCGACUACUGGUUGAAGCAAGGCUUCAAGGUAGUGGGUAGUCAAAAGUGCCCAAAGGGUUUCUGGGAUGCAGCAGAAGAAUUUACCAUGUGGGCAAUGGUGCGUGAGCUGAGUCUCAAGUGA
This is a messenger RNA of Penicillium waksmanii, 678 nucleotides long. RefSeq lists its product as uncharacterized. Bases 1 to 678 code for a protein of 225 amino acids. The record is from RefSeq and is a predicted model, not a curated record. The transcript has a single exon. NCBI's taxonomy places the organism in Eukaryota, Fungi, Ascomycota, Eurotiomycetes, Eurotiales, Aspergillaceae.